This is a messenger RNA of Ictalurus punctatus (channel catfish), 5783 nucleotides long. Its product is annotated as complement C3. Gene Ontology annotation, cellular component: extracellular region. The record is from RefSeq and is a predicted model, not a curated record. NCBI's taxonomy places the organism in Eukaryota, Metazoa, Chordata, Actinopteri, Siluriformes, Ictaluridae. The transcript is spliced from 43 exons. The coding region runs from base 78 to 5495 and encodes 1805 amino acids. Gene Ontology annotation, molecular function: endopeptidase inhibitor activity; protein binding.
ACGGUUAAAGAGGAGGUAGCGUACCUAGACUUUGUUUGAUCUCGCUAUACUGCACAUAGCAUCUACUCUCUGUAAGGAUGUGCACUUUUAUGCUCUUCUCCUUAUGGACCAUGUCUAUGUGUCAUUUUGCUCAGCUCAGGUCUGAAGUUGCGAGCAGGCCCAUGAUCCCUGUUGGAGUCCGUACUCCAUGGGUGUCUUUUAUUCCUGAUAAACCUCCUCCUUAUUUUCCAAGACCAGUGUUUGUUGUAGUGGCUCCAUCAGUGCUAAGAGUAGGAAGUGAGGAAAACAUCCUGCUGGAGGCGUUUGGACUUUCUGAGCCUGUCAUUGUUAAUCUCUCUGCGUACUCAUAUCCACGAAGCUCCCCACAAUUGCUCCAGGGAACAGUCACCCUGAACGCAGAUAAUAAUUACAGCGUCCUCAAAACCAUAGUGAUUCCCCGGAGUGACGUGUGGCAAGGGCAGACAUACACACAUGUCGAGCUGCUUGCUAGAUUUGGAAACUUCCAUAAUGUAAGGUACUUAAUUAAAGUGUCCUUUUUGUCUGGUUACAUCUUCAUCCAGACUGACAAGCCCAUCUACAACCCAGGAGACACAGUGCGCUUCAGAGCCUUUGUCUCUAAUCAAGAGUUUCAGGCUUUCAAUAGCACGAUUUCUGUUGAGAUUCAGAACCCUGAUGAAAUUACAGUCUAUGCCGCGUCUGAGGUCAGAGCAGCAGACGGCAUUUACUCCGACACUUAUUCGCUCUUGGACAUUGCCAAAGAGGGCAACUGGAAGGUUGUUGCCAAAUUUGACAACUGGAAAGAGAACACAUAUAGUGCAAAUUUUGUGGUGAAGAAAUAUGAGCUCCCAGCAUUCAAUGUCACACUGAUACCGGAAAAGUCCCAUCUGAGUUUAGAAGAUAAAGAGUUUGUGGUGAAGGUGUAUGCCAAAUAUGUGUACGGUGAGAAAGUGGACGGUAUCGCGUAUGUGGUGUUUGGAAUAGAGGACGAUGGAUCGAAUGUGCGACUCUCAUUUCUGAAGCUAGUAAAAAAUCUGGAUGGUGGGAAUGCCACAUUGACCAUUGAUGACAUUAAGAAAGCGUAUCCUGAUAUUAAUGACUUGGAUGGCGCGUCCAUAUAUAUCAAAGUUUCCGUGGUGACCAGCACAGGAAGUGACCUCGUGGAGGCAUCAAAGUCGGGCAUCAAAAUUGUCUUAGCACCAUAUGUGCUUGCUAUCGAAGACACGUCAAGGUUUUAUAAAGCGGGCCUACCUUUUGACUUGACGGUUACGGUUCGCCACCAUGAUGGCUCCCCGGCUCCGAACGUUCCGGUUAAAAUCAACUUCCUGUCUACUCCUGUCACAGUGCACAGCGGCACCAUCAGAGUGUCCCUUAACCUGCCAUGUGGCUUUGGCAACAAGAUUAUAAAAGUAAAAACAGUAGUCCCAGGUUUGAAGCCGGAGCAGCAGGCGAAAGCCAAAUGGUUGGUGGAGAUGUUCGCACCUUUUCUCUUUACAGAACCGAACCAUCUUUACAUCAAAGUAGACAAGGAUGCGGCGAAAGCAGGGGAGACUUUAGAUUUCCAACUGCACCUCAGCGUCACCUCCAACAUGGAAACAGACUACUCUGGGCAGGUUACAUAUACCGUGUUGAACAAGGGAAAGAUCAUUCGUGUGGGCAGGGUGAACGUAACAGAGGAUGAAGUGACUAAUGUUACCCUGCUGCUGACUUCAGACAUGCUUCCUGCGUUCCGCUUCGUGGCGUACUACAUUAAGUCACUGCAAUAUGGAGAAGAGGUGGUGGCCGAUUCCGUUUUGGUGAAUGUGGAGAGCCAUUGUUUGGGAUCGCUCCAAGUUGAACCGUUGAGGGGCGAGGUGAAGGACUCGUAUUCGCCUGGCGACAGCUUUAGCUUUCAAGUUAGGGGCGACCCCGGAGCAAAGGUUAGCCUGGUCGCCGUAGACAACACCGUUUUCCUGCUGAAUAAGAACCGCCUGACGCAGAAGAAGAUUUGGGAUACGCUGGGACAAGGGGAUUUGGGCUGCUCUGCAGGUGGAGGACACAGCAGCAAUGGUGUGUUCCUGGAUGCAGGCCUGAAUUUUAAGUCAAACGUACCACAAUCAAGCAAUUCAUAUGAAAUACCGUGCUACUGGAAGCUCAGGAGGAGGCGCUCUGCUGAAAAACUGCAUCUCAGGGACCAGCUUGUGAAAUCCUAUUCCGAGCAGUUUCUACGGCGAUGCUGCUCUGAUGGCAUGAGGGAGAUUCCCAUGCCGUAUUCGUGCCGCCGGCGUGCUCUUUACAUCGCUGAGGACUGGAACUGCGUGAUGGCUUUUCUGCAGUGUUGCAGCAAGUACAGGGACGAAGAGCUGGGCGUCGUCACCCCACCGCUGCCCACCACUCCAGAGCCACCCUUGCCCACGAUAGAACAUGUAUCCCAAUACAUUCCUGGGGGCUAUCCUGCCCUUGGUGUCAUCCCUCCUCCUUAUGGUCAUGGUGUUCCUGACCAUGAUUUUAUUCCUGCUGGUGAUAUUUAUCCUGGUGGAAUUUAUCCUUUUGGUGCUACUUCUACUUUUGGUGGUUAUGGUGCUGGUGCUGGUCCUGGUCCUGUCAGUGGUUCUGGUCCUGUCGGUCCUCUCGGUACUGGUGGUGUCGGUGCUGGUCAUACCGGUCCUGUCGGUGGUUAUGAGGCUGGUAGUGUUGGUGUCAGUGCCGGUCCUGCCGGUCCUCUCAUUUUACCUGCUAUUGGUGCCGCUCGUAGUACUGAUGGUCUCACACUAGGUGAGAGAGGAAUGCUCACAUCUAGGGUGAGCGAUGAGUACUAUGACAGGCUAGACGAUAUUUAUGUACGCACCAAGUUCUUUGAGUCCUGGCUGUGGACAGAGGUCCAACUUCCUGGAGCACCUGGGCCAGAUGGAUUGGCUGUUGCGCCAGUGGAGUCAGUUCUCCCAGACAGCAUCACUCAGUGGGGGAUUUUGGGAAUUAGUGCUUCAUCUAGUACAGGUUUUUGUGUCGCCGAGCCGUUCAACGUCCGAGCGUGGAAGCCGUUCUUCAUCAACCUACGUCUUCCUCGAACCGCGGCCAGAAACGAACACGUUGAGGUCAAGGCCGUGCUGCACAACUACUUGAGCAAGGACCUGAAGGUACUGGUGAUCCUGGCAAAGACGGAGGACAUGUGCAGUGUGGCGUUUACUGAAGAUCAUAAGCAGGAGGUGUUGGUGCUAGCUCGCUCCUCAGUGCUCAUCCCCUACACCGUAAUCCCGCUCCGAACAGGAGAACUCCCCCUGCAGGUCACUGCCGUGUCUCGUAGCUUUACCGGACGGGAUGCAGUCCGUAAAUCUCUCCAUGCGGUGUUGGAAGGCAUUCAGAAGAUGGAUGUGAGGAGUUUUGUGUUGAAUCCUGCUGAGAAUGGAGACAAUAAUGGAAUCCAGCUGAUUCGGGUAGAUAAAGCUAAACUGAGUUCAGUGGUUCCCAACACCGUUCCAGAAACAUUUGUCAAUGUCAGAGGUAAUUUGCUGGCCGACAGCAUUGACAACGCCAUCAAUAAGGACUCGCUGGCGGCGCUGAUCCGGAUGCCCGGAGGCUGUGUGGAGCAGAACCUAGCUAGCAUCAUACUGCCAAUCAUCGCGGCUCACUAUCUGGACCGCAGCUCACAAUGGGAUAGUGUGGGAUUGCAGCGCAGAGAGGACGCCAUCACCUACAUAAAGAUCGGCUAUGAGAACCAGCUUCAUUAUCGUAAAGCAGAUGACUCUUAUCCACCGUAUAGAAACGAAGGAACCAGCACCUGGAUCACAGCGUUUGUGGUGAAGGUGUUCUCCAUGGCUUAUCCAUUCAUCACAGUAGAUGAGCAGCACAUAUGUGGCCCGCUGCGUUACCUGCUCCAGCACAAGCAGCUCUCAUCUGGAGCAUUCAAGGAGGACAACCCGGUCUCUGAAACCCACAUGACGGGAGGUCUUCAGGGUGCUGAAUCCAAGGCAACUCUGACUGCAUUUGUAUUGAUUGCAUUGGCUGAAGCUAAGAGUAUCACUACUUGCCAUCAAGAACCGUACCCGGAGGUGAGGCUCAGAAGAGCAGGAUACUAUCUACAAGACCAAUAUCAACAGCUGCACAGGCCGUAUUCUGUCGCGAUUGCAUGUUACGCACUGGCUGUGAGCAAUCAGGGCUACUUGAAGAGCGUGUUGAUGAAAUCAGCAUCACCAGACCGAACACACUGGCCGGAUGCAGACAACCCGUUAUUCACGCUGGAGGCGACGGGUUACGCACUGCUAGCCCUGCUUAAAGGCGGCCAUGUUAAGGAGGCAGCCGCUCCGUUCAAGUGGCUGAAUCAGCAGCGAGAAGUCGGGGGAGGAUACGGAUCCACACAGUCCACCAUGGUGGUACUGCAGGCUCUGUCAGAGUACCUAGUAAAGAACCCCCCUCCAGCUCACAUGAUCCUGAAUGUGACACUCAGGGUUCCCAGUAGCUCAGAUAUUCAUUGGGCCUUCACCAAAAAACUGGCUCAUGUGGCACGUUCCUCUAAGGUGCCUGUAGAUCAGGACUUCACAGUGGUGGCCUCAGGAAAUGGUCAGGGGAUACUGGAGGUGGUAACGGUGUACAACGAGUUACCUGAUGUACAUGAGAUCAGCUCCUGUAACGGAUUUGAUUUGAACGUUUCCAUUAGCGAGAGCAACGAGAAGCCUCCAGCAGAAGUAGAGAAGGUGUAUAAACUUAGCAUCAGUGUAAGAGCUCUGGCGCAGCGUCAGGUGCGCAUGGCUGUGCUGGACAUCAGCCUGCCUACUGGCUUUGAACCAGAAAACUCGGACCUGGAGCUGCUGAUCAACUCUGUGGAUCGCUACAUUAGCAAUUUCCAAGUUGUAGAUAAUCUGAGCGAUCGAGGAUCUCUCAUCAUUCAUCUGUUCAAGGUGUCCAACAAAGAGGCAGACGUCAUCUCAUUCAGGCUGAACCAAAAGUUUAAAGUGAGCCUCCUGCAACCGUCUACAGUCACUGUAUACCAGUAUUACAACACAGAUAAACGUUGCAGCAGGUUCUACACUCCAUCAGAGGACAAAGAGCAGCUCAGUCAGAUCUGCAAAGACAACAUUUGCCGCUGCACACAGGGCGACUGUUGUGUUUUGAAGACGGGCGCUCAGACGGUCGCAGCGAGAAAGAAGGCUGCGUGCGGCGGAACCCACCACGUGUUUAAGGCCAGAGUGUCGAGCGUCAGUGCGAGCCAGUAUGACCGAUAUGAGCUGGAGAUUCUGCAGGUCAUAAAAGAAGGCGCCGAGGUCGGCCUCAAAGAAAAGGACACGCGGGUGUUUGUUUCUCACGCUGGCUGCAGGGCGGGGCUUAAUCUGCUCACGGGGCACGACUACCUCAUCAUCGGCCCAUCCUCUGACGUUUGGCAAGCAGGCAGCGACAAGAACGGUUACACGUACACUCUGGGGAAGGACACUUGGGUGGAGAACUGGCCGUCAGGCUCGUGUGAGAAAUGCGCAGAGCUGGACGAUUUGAUCGCAGAAUUGCAGAACACUGGCUGCCAGACCUGAGAAACAACACACACACACACAGUACAAUUCAAAAAUCUGUCCGUGUAAACCUUGUUACACAAUGUUAUGUGUAAAUUUAAAGCUUAUAUUCAUUUCAUUUGUCAAUUUUAAUUUGGUUUUAUUCACUGCAUCCGUAUGACCGUAUCAUUUGGGUCUUAGCAAGUUUGUUUGUUUGUGUCAAUUUUUCACUCUAUUCUCUACCUUUUUGUUUUGUCUGUUUUCUGUUCACCUCGCCUUCGUUACGACGAGGGAUCUUCUGAAUUAAAAAUAAAGAUCGAGUCGAUUAUG